CUACCGGCCCCCUCGCAUCUCGCCGGCGCCGCCCGCGGAUUCUUCGACCCGCCGCCGGCUGCAGGCUAUCGAUCGUCCGAACGGGCCUUCGUUGAACGGAGGUGUGGGUGCGGCGUUCAGGUCGAGCGCCAUGUCGCCUCGGACGCAUCGCGUGGGUCGCGGCUCCCCGCAGAGGCGGCGGAGGCAUAGGAUCGGGUCAUCGUUCAGGGCUUUCACUGCGCUUGACGACCCUGGGGAAGACAGCGGUGGGGUGGCUGGCCCGUCAAGUGGCUGGCUGACUUGACUGUCCUGGGAAGGGGUACACUACAUACAUGUGGGGAAUUGCACGAGGGGCAGAGGGAGGGAGGGUGAUUCGACCGAAGCAUGGUCUGGUGGCUGGCUGGUCAACCAAGCGUGGUGGGUAUGCGGGCAGUGCGCCCGCCGUGAGUGGCGGUGGGUGUUUGGCCUCAGGGGUGAUGGGUGAUUUGAUGGUAUGUGCGCCUGUCGAUAGGAUAGACCGACGGCAUGCGAUGCGAUAUGGUCUGCCUGCCUGCAAGCUUACCUUCCUGCUCUUGCCCUGCGUGCCUUUGUCGCUGGUUUGGUGCACCGAGAGAGACAAUUAGAGAGGGACAGGCAGAGAGAGGGAGGGAGAAAGGGGCACAUCUGUUGGUUCGGUGGUUCGUGUGGAGUAGUGCACUGCUGUGGCGGCAUCCCAUUCCCUGUGCUGGGUUUGUUCCGGGGGUGAUACAUACGAUCGUCUGUCUGUGUUUGUAUGCAUCGCAUCGAAUUACUCAGCCGCUUCGCUGCUACGUGCACUCUUUGUCGAUAUCUCUGUGUGUAGACUGUGGAUAGACAGAAAAAGCCAUGCAUCUGCUGGGGUGGGGGGGGGGUGAAGGCUCUCGUUUUUUUGGUCGUGUCUGUGCUGGUCGGCGAGUGGGUGCCCCAACAGACAGACAGAGUGUACAAGAUACAGACAGACAUGGUGUUGCUCAGCCUGAAGGAGUGAGUGAACAAACGAAUCAAUGAAUCAAUACAUCACACAAACACACAUUCAUCUGUUUCUCAUCUGCUCUCUCAUCCCUCCCUGCACCCACGUGUGUACCUUUGCUUUGGCCGCGUUGAUCAUGUUGAGUUGCGCCUGGAGCUUCUGAGCCACCCUGGACAGAGCCUUCAACGCGUCCUCGGGACCGACCUCAAACACACACACAUAUGGUAGGUGAUACAACACACAAACACACGUCCAUCUCGCUCCUUCCCACACCUCUGCCCUUUGUGUGCGGUCACACAUACCUCCAUGUCCACGUCAGGUGUCAGCGCCUUAGUCUUCUUGGCCCGCUUCUCGCCCUUCUUGCCCACGCCGUCCUUCCCGCCCUUGUCCUUGACGGUCUUGUUGCCCACGCGGCGAGCCUUGCGCUUCUUCCUGGCGCCCCGGGAGUCCCAGUCGCUGCACGAGUCGUUGCUGCUCUCACACGACGUGAUCGGCUCAUCCACUGCCUUGCGCUUCAUCGGGCAGCACAUCAGCCGCAGCAGAUGCAGCGGCUUGAAUGGCGGCCUGGCGCUUCGGGCGGGCCGAAAAGGCGUUGGUCUCCGGAGACGAAAGAGAGAACAGAGUUCAGCAACCACGGCGAAUCCAAGCGAUGGAUGGG
This is a messenger RNA of Vitrella brassicaformis, 1625 nucleotides long. NCBI's taxonomy places the organism in Eukaryota, Vitrellaceae. The record is from the annotation of a GenBank genome assembly.